Messenger RNA from Gossypium arboreum, 1820 nucleotides. Its product is annotated as UDP-glucose 4-epimerase 2-like. Gene Ontology annotation, molecular function: RNA binding. NCBI's taxonomy places the organism in Eukaryota, Viridiplantae, Streptophyta, Magnoliopsida, Malvales, Malvaceae. Gene Ontology annotation, biological process: rRNA processing. Gene Ontology annotation, cellular component: cytosol. The record is from RefSeq and is a predicted model, not a curated record. The transcript has a single exon. Bases 37 to 678 code for a protein of 213 amino acids.
GAUUCUCUUUUCAAGUCAUUGAGACAAAAAGUGGCUAUGGCAAAUAACAUUUUGGUGACUGGUGGUGCUGGUUUUAUUGGAAGCCACACUGUGCUAGAGCUACUAGUGGGAGGCUACAAUGCAGUGGUGGUGGACAAUCUCAACAAUUCCUCUGACGUUGCCAUCACAAGAGUCAAAGAUCUCGCCGGCCGGUACGGCAACAACCUUUACUUUCACCAGCUUGACCUUCGAGACAAACCUGCGCUGCAAAAUGUAUUUACGGAAAGAAAAUUUGACGAUGUCAUACACUUUGCUGGACUGAAAGCCGUAGGUGAAAGCAUGAAGAAACCAUUGAUGUAUUACAGCAACAAUAUCGUUGGGGCAAUCACGUUGUUGGAAGUAAUGGAAGCCUAUGGAUGCAAAAAUCUAGUAUUUUCAUCAUCAGCUGCCGUCUACGGUUGGCCAAAGGAGGUUCCAUGUAGAGAAGAGUUCCCUGUGUCUGCCAUCAAUCCUUAUGGAAGAACCAAGCCUAUAAUUGAAGAGAUUUGUAGGGACAUACAACAUGCAGACCCAGAGUGGAAGAUCAUAUUGCUGAGAUACUUUAACCCUGUUGGUGCACAUCAAAGUGGCUAUAUCGGAGAACAUCCCCGUGGAACUCCAAACAAUCUGUUGAAGCAUUGGCCUGCAAUGCAACAUUGAACCAGCAGCAGCUCAUGAAGAUUGGCAGCAAUGAAGCAGAACCGAAUGCAGCAGCUGUCCUAGGAUCAUUUUGUUAUUUUGUUGCUAUGUAACUUAGUUUAGUUACUUUGUAACUUGAUAUCUAAGUUGGUAGAUUUUAGAUUUAAAAUUUGUUGAUGUAAUGGCUGGCCAUACCAGCUUGCUUUUGCUUGUAGUUUAAGUUGAUUUAGUUAGACUUAGUGGGAGUAGUUCAGUUAUUAGGUAAUGGUCAUUUGACCUUGUAACUUUGUAUUUAUAUUUUCAUUCAUGUUCAAUGAAGUGUGAUGGCUGAUCUCUCAUCCAUUUUCAAGCUCAAGUUUUCUUAGUUUCUUUUGCUUGUUCUCAACACCACUUACCAUCACCGGUAAUCACCAUCUCAACAUCACUUACCAUCACCGGUAAUCACCUUCUUUCCAUCAUCGGUAAUCACCUUCUAUACCAUUAUCGGUAAUUACCUUCCUUUGUUCCAACAUUUGAUAUCAAGCGCCUAAAUCUUUGAGGACCUCUGUUGUUGGUGUUCUUUUUUUUGUGGAAAGAAAGCUUGAGAAAGAAAGAAACUAUUUUUUGUUGGUCUGUUUGUUUGCUGCAAAGAUGAGCUUUACACCACCACCACCUGUGUUUGUUGGAGAAAACUACCACAUUUGGGUAGUAAAGAUGAAGACAUACCUCCAAGCAUAUGAUUUGUGGAGUGUAGUCGAGAAUGAUGCUGAACCACCUCCAUUGAGGGCCAAUCCAACCAUUGCACAGAUGAGGCAACACAGUGAAGAGUGUGCCAAGAAGCAUAAAGCAAUGGCCUGCUUGCAAAACGGUGUACAUGAUGUGAUUUUCACUCGGAUCAUGACUUGUAGCACACCCAAGAAAGCAUGGGAAAGGCUAAAGGAGGAGUUUAUGGGGUCAGCAAAGACAAAGCAACAGCAACUUAUCAACCUUAGGAGAGACUUUGAGACUUGGAUCUUAUUCAAAGGUUAGUCUUAUAUAUCUUGGAUUUUUUAGUUUGAUGUGUAGUGUUAAUUUGUGAUGAAUUAUGCUUUUUUGAGGUAAAUUUUAGCUACCAUUACCAAACUAUCUAGUCAGUGGUGAAUUUAGAGGGGCUGGCAUGAGCCCGGCCCUCUUAAAAUAUAAAA